Molecule: messenger RNA, 2079 nt
Organism: Solanum dulcamara
Lineage: Eukaryota; Viridiplantae; Streptophyta; Magnoliopsida; Solanales; Solanaceae
Product: galactan beta-1,4-galactosyltransferase GALS3-like
Exons: 2
Coding region: 274-1821 (515 amino acids)
Source: RefSeq, a predicted model, not a curated record
UUGAACUGUAGAAAUCCUUAUGCAUAUCAACUUACUUCGCCAUUGUUGAUUUAUAAGAACUCAAAUCACCUUUACUCCAAAUGCGAGAGAGAAAGAGAGAGAUAGAGAGAAAGAGAAUACUGGAAAGAAGCAGUAGCAUUGUAGAAGAGAUAUCUAGUCUCUAGAUAUACUCUAGAAUAACCAAAAGCCUGCCUUCUCUUCCUUUUCUUUCUUCUUCUUCUUAUCUCUCUCUACUGCUCUUUCGUAUACUGAUCUUUAUCUUUAUCUCUCAGUAUGAGUAAGGAGAAAGAGCGGAGGAUGUUCGUUGGUGUCGUUUGGAAUUGUGCUGCCGAGCUCAAGCUUCUACUCACUGCUCUUCUUUUUCUCUGUUCUCUCAUUACCCUUCUUCACUUCAUACCUUCUCGCUUAAUCUCUUUCUCCCCUAUAGAUCUUGGCAGCUGUAUUUCUACUCCCGCCGCCCCACUUCAUUAUGUUUCCCACUUAAACGCCACUAAUUCCUCAACCCCAUCUGCUACUAUUCCACCGCCGAUGAGUACUACUACUACUACUGCUCCUCCACCGUCGCCGCCGUCCUUGGAGAAAGACAGACUUCUAGAAAACGGCGUCGUUAAGAGGGCUUUCAACCCUUUUGGCUCUGCCGCCUACAACUUUAUUCUGAUGUCUGCUUAUAGAGGAGGUUAUGGCACCUUUGCUGUAAUGGGUUUAGCUUCAAAGCCUCUUCACAUCUAUGGCAAACCCAGUUACCGUUGUGAGUGGGUCUCUUCUGAUAAACGGCAAAACCCCAUCUCCGUUGCCGGUGACAAGAUCCUCCCUGACUGGGGCUAUGGCAGGGUUUACACUGUGCUGGUCAUUAACUGCACUUUCCCUGUCCCAGUUGGCGACGGCGAAACUGGCGGCAAACUCCUUCUUCACGCCACCACCAACGGCGGCGGCGACACUGACUUCAACACCACCGACACUUUCGAAGCAUUGACGGAGACGGGGCAGGAUUUCGUCAAUUUUACUUCCAUGUUUGAAGCACCCCCAAAGUAUGAUUUCUUCUACUGCGGCUCGUCUCUAUUCGGGAACUUGAGCCCACAGAGAGUAAGAGAGUGGCUGGCAUUUCACGUGAGGCUGUUCGGAGAGAAGUCUCAUUUCGUAUUUCACGAUGCUGGUGGUGUACAUGAGGGGGUAAUGGAGGUGCUCCAGCCAUGGAUGGAUAAAGGAUACGUUACAUUACAGGAUAUUAGGGACCAAGAGAGAUUUGAUGGCUACUAUCACAAUCAGUUCCUUAUUGUCAAUGAUUGCUUACAUAGGUAUAAGUUUCAAGCUAAAUGGAUGUUCUUCUUUGAUGUGGAUGAGUUCAUUUUUGUACCCAAGAAGAGCACCAUUAAAUCUGUAGUGAAUUCCUUAUCGGAUUAUACACAGUUCACCAUUGAGCAGAUGCCAAUGUCUUACAAGCUUUGUCUAGAAGAGGACCGCGGUAAAUCCUACAGAAAAUGGGGAUUUGAGAAGCUAGUGUACAAGGACGUGAAGAGGGGUAUUAGGAGGGAUCGGAAAUAUGCAGUGCAACCUCGCAACGUGAUUGCCAACGGUGUGCAUAUGUCUCAGAAUACAGUAGGCAAGACAACACACAAGACAGAAGGGCGUAUCAAGUACUUUCACUAUCACGGGACCAUCGCAGAGCGCCGUGAGCCAUGCCGACAGCUGGUCAACACCACGGCAAUCACCAUUGACGGUACCCCUUAUAUGGUGGACACUACAAUGAGGGAUAUUGCUGCAACUGUUAAGAGAUUCGAACUUAAGACGAUUGGCACUACACUACAAAGAACGCGGCAAUGAGGUCAACAUUGCCGGUGCUUUCUUUUCAACAUAUGUUAUUACUUUUAAGUUUUUCUUUUUGUUAGAGCUAUAUAUAUUCUUCUCUUGUUCAUUUCUGUAUGAUAAAAUUUUCUUGAUACUUUCUGAAAUAGAAACAUGGGUAUAGAAACAACAGUGACAAUGCAUUAGUAUAUGAUUCGUUAUUAUAUUGUUAGGGUUACAGGGUGUUUUGUAUAGUUCUGUCUCUGUUUAUAACACUAUUUUAUUCCCUUUCUUUCA